Molecule: messenger RNA, 858 nt
Organism: Triticum urartu
Lineage: Eukaryota; Viridiplantae; Streptophyta; Magnoliopsida; Poales; Poaceae
Source: RefSeq, a predicted model, not a curated record
UAUGUAUUUUCUUAUUACAAAUAUAGGCGUUCAAGCAAUCAAGUGGUGGAGCAAAACCCCCUGGAAUGUGGAAGACUAUGCUAGGCGUGCUUUCAUCGAGGCAAAGCAUCAGCCACCCUGAGAAUUUGCAAACAGCUCGGGGAUACCAUCUUCUGUGGACUGGUAUGGGAGCACAACUUGCACGUGAUGUCCCCUUUUCAGCUAUAUGUUGGAUGGUUCUUGAGCCAACUAGGAGACACUUAUUGGGAUUAUUAGCUGGUGAGCAAAGCAAUGCCGCAGUUAUAAUGGGGGCAAACUUCUCCACAGGCUUCAUUGCUGGAGUUAUCUCUUCUGGCGCAACAUGUCCUCUCGAUGUUGCCAAGACACGCAGACAAAUAGAGAAGGAUCCUGCUAGGGUAUUGAGCAUGAACACGAGGCGCAUACUUCUUGAGGUUUGGAGGAAUGAAGGUAUCAACGGCCUAUUCAGAGGAGCGGGCCCUCGCAUGGCACGAGCUGGGCCUUCGGUGGGCAUUGUUGUUUCGUCGUAUGAAGUUGUCAAACACAUCAUGCACAGAAAACAUGCAGAGCUAUGAGCUUAGAUUUAGUCGUAUGUAGAACACACGAGCCUUCUGAUCAAACCAACAGCGGACCUCCUUCUGAUCAAACGUGACUUCACUCUCCUGAAAGCCGGUUUACAUUGCAUGCCUACCUUAUCAGAAGGGGGGUUUGAGUGUCUGUGUAAUAAUAAAGGGUAGAAUGCCCAAAAUGUUGUAAUUUCUCGUUGCAAGAAGUUUUGGGUCAGUACUGUGUAUUUGUGAGAUUCUGCUAGGCGUUUGAGCAGCACGAUCACGAUCAGGGUUAGAGUGAUGGGUUCAAAAA